UUUCAGAUAAAUGUGAAGCUCAGCGAGAGGAUAUUAAACACAGAAAUCACACGUAGAGAAAAAACAGGCAGAUGAAAGGAAGGGGAAGGGUUAAAAGUCUAAAUCUAUGAAGGGGAGCUCUCUCUCUCUCUCUCUCUUCCUCCCCCCUACCUCUCUCGACCGCGCGGCUGCUCGCCGCCUCUCUCUCCACCUGUUAGUGCGGACCGCUCAUGCUCUGACAUCCACCUGUUUGUGCAGGAAUCUCCUCCACUCACACAAUCAAAGACUCUAUGACGGUGCGGCGAGGAAAGAAGCUCAGCAUCUCCAUCCAGGAACACAUGGCCAUUGACGUUUGCCCUGGCCCCAUCAGACCCAUCCGACAGAUCUCUGCCUACUUCCCCCGCCUGUCCCCCACCUCCCCCGGCCCAAUCUCCCCGAACCCUGUCUCCUCCCCUCUGGCCCUCAGCCCAGGUUCUGUGGCCUCCGGGAUGGGCGGGGCCCACCUCCUGUCUCCCCUGCUGGCCCACGGCCGGCCGGCCGGGGGCGGGUCUUUGUCCCUGACCAGCAGCGUGGACACGUCGGUGGAGAUCAACAGCUCCGACAGUGACGACUGCACUGCUCUGGGAACCCUUGAGUUUGAGCUGCGAUACGAGCAGAGCUCCAGUGAGCUGCACUGCACUGUGCUCCGGGCCAAGGGUCUGAAGCCCAUGGACUUCAACGGUUUAGCCGACCCGUACGUCAAACUGCACCUGCUGCCUGGAGCCUGUAAGGCCAAUAAACUGAAAACGAAGACGAUCCGUAACUCUCUGAAUCCAGUGUGGAAUGAAAGGCUCACUUACGUCGGGAUCACAGAAGAAGACAUGCACAGGAAGACGCUCAGGUUGACUGUAUGCGACGAGGACAAGUUGACUCAUAAUGAGUUGAUCGGAGAGUCCCGGGUGCCUCUGAAACGGGUGAAACCCGACCAGACGAAACAUUUCCACACCUGCCUGGAGCACCCACCCCCGCUCCCCUCUCCUACCGCCAUGGGUGAAGCCCUUCGAGGAAUUUCCUGCUACUUAAGAGAGUGGGAGAACGAGCAGCUGCACAGCCUGGAGGAGAGAGGCCGUCUUCUCCUCUCCCUGCAGUUCCUGCCUCCGCUCAGUGUGGAGGAUAAAGACGCCGAGGGAGGAGGCGAAGGGCGUCGCAGCGGGGGGCUCUGUGUGGGCGUGAAGCGAUGCGCCCACCUGGCGGCCAUGGACGUCAACGGAUUCUCCGACCCCUACGUCAAAAUAUACCUGAAGCCCGACAUACAGAAGAAAUCCAAGCACAAAACGGCAGUGAUCAAAAAGACCCUCAACCCUGAAUUCAACGAGGAGUUCUUCUAUGAGAUCUCCCUGUCGGAGCUGGCCAACAAGACGCUGGAGGUGACGGUGUGGGACUACGACCUGGGACGCUCCAAUGACUUCAUAGGCGGCGUCUGUCUGAGCUGUCACUCCCAGGGCGACGCCCUCCGACACUGGAUGGACUGCCUCAAGAACAAGGGCAGGAGGGUGGAGCGGUGGCACAUCCUCACCAAUGAGCUGCCACGAUCUGUCAGCCACGACUAAACCCAACGCAGCAUCCUCCGAGCACGCAGACGGUGGCUGUCAGGGAUCACUCUGUUCACAGAGAUCCUCCGGUUGCUUUAAGGCGCGGACUCGAGCAACUUCACCACAGGAACAGUGUAUUAUAAUAAUAAGAGCCACCAUGACGGGCGGAGAGCAGGGUGAAGCUGGAGCAGCAUGGUGGUGUGCCUUCACUAUUGGUCAUCCAGACCGAUCCAUGACGAGGGCUCACACAGAUUCAACAGAAACUACGGCUGGAGAAGGCCGAAAUUACACUGCAUGUUUUUUGUUUUGUAAAUCACGUCCCAUGCGCUCAGUUGAAGAAAAAUCAGUUUUUCAGUGUUAUGUUUUUGGUGUUAUGACCCCCCCACCCCCACGCCGUCUGUUCCAGUCAGAACUGCGUCUACAUGGACAGAGAACAUCUUUGCAUUCAGCCAAACUAUAUAUAUAUAUAUAUACAUAUACAUAUAUAUGUGAGGAUUCAGAAAGUGUUGUUUUGAAAGUUUUUUUAUAUUAUAAAACACAAUAAAAUAAACUAUAAAAGAUUUUUCCACACAUAGGUAAAAGAAAUAAAUAAAUCAGCCUAUAUAUGUAUAGAUAUAUAGGCUGAUUUAUUUAUAAAUAGGUAAAAAAAUAUAAUAAGGUAAAUUAAAAAGUUUUCGGUUCCCUGUUUUAACCAGUUUGCGACAUUUCCAGUCCAAAUGCGCAGAAAUAACUGUUUUUGUACAACAUAUACUCAUAUACAAGUCAUGUCAGCUUCGUCACGGAGGCAAAGGUCUUAAAAAUCUGUGCAAGGUUAAUUAAAAAAAAAUUCAUCCAGAUGGUUAAUUUAGAGCCUAGAAUUAUCUUAAGAACCGCUAUAUAGCUGUAUAGCUAUAUGAACAGUCCAGUAGUCUCGACACACAAUGCCUGAUACUUGCCUGAGACAAAACCGAAUGUAAUUUCAGUUCAUUAAGUAACUUUUUUCCCCUUAAAAUAAAUAUUGGGUCACAGAUCUAUGAUAAAAGCUCUGUUCAUAUAAGUGUAUAAUACAAUAAUAAUUUUUACAUUUAAUGUGA
This is a messenger RNA of Micropterus salmoides (largemouth bass), 2623 nucleotides long. It is a transcript of the gene doc2a, whose product is annotated as double C2-like domains, alpha. The transcript has 11 exons. Lineage: Eukaryota; Metazoa; Chordata; Actinopteri; Centrarchiformes; Centrarchidae. The record is from RefSeq and is a predicted model, not a curated record. The coding region runs from base 270 to 1568 and encodes 432 amino acids. Gene Ontology annotation, cellular component: membrane.